UUUAAAAGCAAAAAUCUUCCACAGCGCUCUGCAGCCCUUGCCAGAGGAAGUCACAAUCUGGCCGCCUCUCUUCUAGAAAAAAAAUCCACCCCGCCAUUCCUUGAGCCCUGGCCAGAGUCAGCAUGUGGCAGUGGCCUGAGGCCAAGAGGGCUCUGCUACUGGCAGGGAGGCGGCGACAGGCUGAGGGGGCUCAGAAUCCUCUCCUCACACUUUCUCAGGGAACCUGGGCCAAGUUCAUUUCCCUGGUUCAUACGUUCCAUUAUAGCCCCUGCCAGCGAACGCCACAUAAAAUGGAGAUUUGUAAAUACACUGAGACUACGGGGUUGGUUUCUCACAAUCGGGUUCAGUGAAUUACAGGGGAGGCGAGGUCCUGGGAGCUUUUCCCACGCGCAGAAACGCGGUCCUGCCUCGGCCAUGAGGGAAGCCGGGUCUGCCUCGGCCAUGAGGGAAGCCGGUCCUGCCUCGGCCAUGAGGGAAGUCGGUCCUGCCUCAGCGACGAGGGAAGCCGGUCCUGCCGCGGCCAUGAGCGAAGCCGGUCCUGCCUCAGCGACGAGGGAAGCGGGUCCUGCCGCGGCCAUGAGGGAAGCCGGGUCUGCCUCGGCCAUGAGGGAAGCCGGGUCUGCCUCGGUCAUGAGGGAAGUCGGUCCUGCCUCAGCGACGAGGGAAGCGGGUCCUGCCUCGGCCAUAAGCGAAGCCGGUCCUGCCGCGGCCAUGAGCGAAGCCGGUCCUGCCGCGGCCAUGAGCGAAGCCGGUCCUGCCUCGGCCAUGAGCGAAGCCGGUCCUGCCUCGGCCAUGAGCAAAGCCGGUCCUGCCUCGGCCAUGAGGGAAGUCGGUCCUGCCUCAGCGACGAGGGAAGCCGGUCCUGCCGCGGCCAUGAGCGAAGCCGGUCCUGCCUCAGCGACGAGGGAAGCGGGUCCUGCAGCGGCCAUGAGGGAAGCCGGUCCUGCCGCGGCCAUGAGCGAAGCCGGGUCUGCCUCGGCCAUGAGGGAAGCCGGGUCUGCCUCGGUCAUGAGGGAAGCCGGGUCUGCCUCGGUCAUGAGGGAAGUCGGUCCUGCCUCAGCGACGAGGGAAGCGGGUCCUGCCUCGGCCAUGAGGGAAGCCGGUCCUGCCUCGGUCACGAGGGAAGUCGGUCCUGCCUCAGCGACGAGGGAAGCGGGUCCUGCCGCGGCCAUGAGCGAAGCCGGGUCUGCCUCGGCCAUGAGGGAAGCCGGGUCUGCCUCGGCCAUGAGCGAAGCCGGUCCUGCCGCGGCCAUGAGCGAAGCCGGGUCUGCCUCGGCCAUGAGGGAAGCCGGGUCUGCCUCGGCCAUGAGCGAAGUCGGUCCUGCCUCGGCCAUGAGGGAAGUCGGUCCUGCCUCAGCGACGAGGGAAGCGGGUCCUGCCGCGGCCAUGAGCGAAGCCGGUCCUGCCUCGGCCAUGAGGGAAGCUGGUCCUGCCUCAGCGACAAGGGGAGCCGGUCCUGCCUCGGCCAUGAGCGAAGCCGCUGAGGCUGGGAGCCGCGCCUGAGGGGGCGCCGGGCGGGCGUGGCUGGGCCUUUGCGCUCUCCCCAGCGGGACGGGACGCCAGCCGGCCCCGCGCGGCCCCAGCCAGACCCAGGCAGCCCCAACCUGCGCACAGCCCCUCCUGCGGCUGGGAAGUGGGCCGGGGAGCCCACCUGGCCCGGUGAAAACAAAGAGGCCCUUCUCUCUGCCCCGAGCUUUACGGGUUGGCAGCUCCGGCGAGGCCUCCCUUUGAUCUUGAGCUUUGAAGGGAUCAAACGAGCGGCUUUCAUGGGUGGGAAUGCGGCGCAGAAAAUUCUACCUUUUGUCAGUGUCAAGUGCGUCUCCUUCUCCUCCUGGGGCAGGUGCAAUGGCAGGAUCCCGUCUGCUCUCCAGGCUCGGAGCCAGAUGUUCCUUCUUGCAACAAGUAGAACAAAGAAGUGAACCCUAUACUUCUAUGACGACAGCAGAAAUCGAAAAAGAAAAAUGGGAUCACCGCUUACUUCUGGAGGACCGUUCCUGCAUGACUCUAGGGAGACGCCGUUAAAAUCUCACAUCAGAUAAAUAUUUAAUACAGUUCUCAAGCUCACCUGAAAUGAGCAAAGGCAGCACACUCUAAUUUCGGGAUACAUGUGUCACUGUUUCCUUAUAUAUGUUUUCCCAGAAACUGUCUUAAACCACCUUCGGGGAAGAGAUACUGGCUAACUGUGCCCCCAGAUGAUUCCAUAACUGUUCAAGCUAGCAGUUGAAGUGUUUUGGGUGAUGCUUUUAUUUCAUUAAGCUCCUCCAGACCUAGACCCCCCAGGGUAUACUCUGCAAAUCCCUAGUCCCGGGAAAGAGUCCAUAAGGAGAGAGAUCCACAGUGAGAGGAUUUAGGCAAGCAUGUGACUACCAGUUUCUCCUCAAAAUUCUCACUAGGCAUCAAAUUUGAAGUCUCUUAGAAGAGAUUCCUUAAAUAUCUUUUAAUCCAUAUAUCCCGAGAUUAUCUGAGCAGGGGAAGUAUUUUCCAUAUAAUGAUUCAAAUCUCAUGAGACAAACUCCUAAGGGAAUACACCAUGAGAUAUGCUGCCUUAGAGCAUGGUCAUAGGAUAUACCUGGCACGGGAUCCCUGGGUGGCUCAGCGGUUUAGCGAGCCUGCUUCUCCCUCUGCCUGUGUCUCUGCCUCUCUCUGUGUGUCUUCCAUGAAUGAAUAAAUAAAUAAAAUCUUAAAAAAAAAAAAAAAAGGAUAUACCUGGCAUACUUUCUUGACAGUUUUCCUAGGCUUUCCUGAAGGAUCUGAAUAGGUAGAUCUGGAAUCAGGCCCUGGGAACCUAAUUUUUAACAAGUACCCUAGGUGAUUCAUAUGGAUGAGGUGAAUUUCAGCAAUUCUGUUUUUUUUAUAUAUCUACCCUUUCAACUCCCUGCUACCCACGUGCACAAAUACAUGCGCAUUAUGGAAGCAAGCCCCUGAUGGUAAUAGAGUGAUUCCUUUUUGGAAUACGAAGGCAGAGAUAAUGCAAACAGUGGAGAUAAUGCAGGCAGUGGCGUUGUAGCUCAAGUUGAGGCAUAUAACAUACGUCUACCUUUUUACUGCUAGACCUCUAAGAAUCAGGAGCAAUCACCUAAGAGCGCAGGAGGUGGUGGUAUGGGACGGAAGUUAAGCAGGUAGACGUGGAAAGGAGUUUGCUCUAUUGGUUUGGGAUCCUUGCUCUACUGCCCUACCUGUUCCAAGACUCAAAUUCCCCACCCAUAAAAUCAGAGAUGAUAAAAAUUAUGAAACUCCCCAAUACAAAGUGUUACAGAGGAAUUAAUCAGACAACAUAGAUAAAUCGCUUAAUAUAAUACCUGGCAGGCUUUCAGGGUUCGAUAAAUAGCUAUUAUUUUUAAGCAAAGAUCUUAGGAGUCAUGAAAACACCUGGAAGGAGGAAAAAGAGAGACUGGAGAGAAGAAGGCGUGUCUUCAGAUCCCUGAAGAAUCACCCCAACAGAAGGCUCUUCUGAGCAAAACACAGAAAAGGAAGAGGUGAGUCUGCUCCUCAUCUUGGGGCUCUUGCAGAGACAGCAGGGUCCCUUUCCUGGAUGCCUGCCCUGUUCUCUGGGCUUUGAAACCUUCCAAGCUCCCUUCCACGGGCGCCCAAGGCGCACACCUCCACUUCCUCAGCGAACAAAUGCGAGGCAGCACCAAAAGGGUUACAGCCGUGUUUCUAAACAAAUAAGAACUGCCAAGGCUUGGUGCUGAUAUGAAAUUAUAAUCAACGCAUUCACGGAUUGGUAGUAUUUAUCAUGUUGUUAGCAUUGUAAAUUUGUACUAUUGUAGAUAGGAGUCACACAGCUUGGGGCCCUGUACCUUCACCUAUUGUUUCCCUGUGUUAUGAUAAA
Canis lupus familiaris (dog) is the source of this 3832-nucleotide messenger RNA. Its product is annotated as collagen alpha-1(I) chain-like. The record is from RefSeq and is a predicted model, not a curated record. The transcript has 2 exons. Bases 415 to 1503 code for a protein of 362 amino acids. Lineage: Eukaryota; Metazoa; Chordata; Mammalia; Carnivora; Canidae.